Saccoglossus kowalevskii is the source of this 1305-nucleotide messenger RNA. RefSeq names its product mitogen-activated protein kinase 1-like. Lineage: Eukaryota; Metazoa; Hemichordata; Enteropneusta; Harrimaniidae. Gene Ontology annotation, molecular function: ATP binding; MAP kinase activity. The record is from RefSeq and is a predicted model, not a curated record. Gene Ontology annotation, biological process: protein phosphorylation.
CGAUUCAGCAGUGCAGGCAUAUCGACCUUAGCUUGUCAGAUUUCAAGAUGGCGGCUGAUGGCACUACUUCCCCUGAAAUAGUUCGUGGACAAAUAUUUGACGUUGGCCCGCGGUAUACCAACUUGGCUUACAUUGGGGAGGGAGCUUAUGGCAUGGUUUGUUCUGCACUGGAUAACCAUACUGGAGAGAAAGUUGCCAUUAAGAAGAUCAGUCCAUUUGAGCACCAGACAUACUGCCAACGAACCCUAAGAGAAAUAAAAAUCUUAACCAGAUUCGAGCAUGAAAAUAUUAUUAAUAUUCAAGAUAUUAUCAGAUCAAAGAACAUGGAUCUUAUGAAAGAUGUUUAUAUUGUACAGUGUCUGAUGGAGACAGAUUUAUACAAACUGCUGAAAACACAACAACUAAGUAAUGACCACGUGUGUUAUUUUCUGUAUCAGAUCUUACGGGGACUUAAAUAUAUUCACUCUGCCAACGUACUUCACCGAGAUCUAAAACCAAGUAAUUUGUUACUCAAUACAACAUGUGAUCUAAAGAUUUGUGAUUUUGGCCUUGCAAGAAUAGCAGACCCCAACCACGAUCACACUGGUUUUUUAACAGAGUAUGUUGCCACUAGGUGGUACCGGGCACCUGAGAUAAUGUUAAAUUCAAAAGGCUAUACCAAAUCUAUUGACAUAUGGUCUGUCGGAUGUAUUCUGUCGGAGAUGCUUUCCAAUAGACCAAUCUUUCCUGGAAAACAUUACUUGGAUCAGUUAAAUCACAUUUUAGGUGUUCUAGGAUCCCCCAGUGCUGAAGACCUUCAGUGCAUUAUUAAUGACAAAGCUCGUGGAUAUCUUCAGUCUUUACCCUUCAAGCCUAAAGUACCGUGGAGCAAACUUUAUCCAAGAGCAGAUUCCAAAGCGUUCACGCACGGCUCCUUAGCACGGCCUGUUGCUGAAGAACCUUUUAGUUUUGAAUGCGAGUUGGAUGAUCUGCCAAAAGAAAAACUUAAGGAAAUGAUUUUCGCUGAAACGAUUGGAUUCAAGGCGAAUUAGGCCAAUGUUUGGAAUGGUCAGCCCAGCUGAGAAAAUGAAUCUGUAUUAUGGCCUGAGCUGGUGAAGCAAGAAAAAAACUAGGGGUCAAAGGUCAAGAGUAGAUUAGUAUCUUGUAUAAUGAUAGUCUUUAAGAAUUCUUGAGAAAUGCAUUAAUUUAUAUUUAGAAUAUAUGAAUUAACAUAACAUUUGCAGAUGAGUGGAUUAUCAUCUGUACAUGUACAAAUGUAUGGGUCGAGAAACCUUUUAUGAAAAAUAUAGAGAAUUUCUUUUUUUU